Messenger RNA from Alternaria conjuncta, 972 nucleotides. RefSeq lists its product as uncharacterized. The coding region runs from base 1 to 972 and encodes 323 amino acids. The record is from RefSeq and is a predicted model, not a curated record. Lineage: Eukaryota; Fungi; Ascomycota; Dothideomycetes; Pleosporales; Pleosporaceae. The transcript is spliced from 6 exons.
AUGGAGGCUUCGGAAGAUCGCAUCACGGAAAAAGUGCAGUCGCUGAGUGAUCUGGAGCUUGCCGUUCUCAUCUGCUUGGUCGCGGAUCAGCAUUGCAUCAUCGAAGCGGAAAGGCAACUGACCCGUGAUGUUCUGGAGGAGUUGAAACCUGUCGCUACCAAUACUUUCGGACUAACAUGGGCUGUACUGGAAUGCACCGAGCACACCACGCUGGACGAUUUCGGAAGCGGAAUCCUCGUGAGAGGAGAAGAGAACGAUUAUUUCGGCAACAAAGCUGGGCGUGGUAGAGGAGAGCUGAUACGAGGCAAGCGGAACUUCACGAGGACAGCAGUACAUGCGGCUCCGAAACCAUUCCUAUUCAUCGCUUUGAAUGCUUCAGAUACACCGCGCCUGACAAUGCAUUUGAAUGACCAAUUCUUCAUCUCACACAAGCAUCAGGCAGAUGAUGGGCUGCCAAAUCUUGAAGAGCUACAGGAGAAGAAUCAUGCAUUAGACGACGGCGCAUCAAUGUCUUCCGUAGUCCGCACGCCGCCAUUCCAGCCGGGAAAGCAUAAGCCGCAACAAGCAUUAUUCCUACCUGAUGACCUUGAGACCUUGACGAAGCUGGUGUCGCAAGUCAGAAUCAGCUCUGAAGUAAGAGCCUAUCUAUACAACAUUAUCGUGUUCAUGCGGCUGCAUCGAGCAGUUGCAGGAGGCAUCUCUGCUUUGGCCACGAGGCACUUCAACACGCUGGCACAUAUUGACAGCAGUAGCACGCUCGCCCCACUCCACGGCCUCGAUUACAUUUCACCGUCCAUGAUCGCCCUUGCCGCUCGCAAGAUAUACCCACAUCGCAUCGUCAUUACUGCACCAGAGAACGAGCGCAGCAUGCAAUGGGGCAGCUCGCUCGAGGCAGUCAAGGCUGUCCUUGAAGGUGUCACGGUUGAGGAUGUGAUCGAGGAAGUGCUAGAAUCAGUGGAAGUUCCGCUUUAG